AUGGGCGUGACACAAACCGCACAAAAGAUGCUCGAAGCAGCACACAUAUCCCCCCAAAUCUUCCAACUCCGCCCCGACUACCGUGCCCUCCUAAUGGUAGUCGAAGGCAUACCACCAGGAGCAAGUGACAGUCACAGCGAGGCCCUCCUCCGACAAGCCGAAACGAGCAUCAAAGCCCAACUCUCCAAAACACCCGUGACAGAACUCCCCCACAUAUCCACCUGGCGCGAAGCCUACAAAGCCUUCGGCGCAAAGCCCAAUAAAACCCGCAACAGCCUGGAAGCUCUGACCCGCCGCGCAGAGGGCGGCUUACCGCGCGUAAACCGAUUAACAGAUAUCUACAAUGCCAUCUCUGUCAAGCAUCAGAUCCCACUAGGUGGCGAGGACCUGGAUAAAUACGAUGGAACGCCGUUCCUGGUGCGUGCUACUGGCAUGGAGGAAUUCCAGACGUUUUCUAGUGGCGAGGCUUUGAGCGAGACUGCGGCGCCUGGGGAGCCGAUUUGGUGUGAUCAGACGGGUAUCACUUGUCGACGGUGGAAUUGGAGACAGGGACCUCGAACGGUGUUGACGGAUGAGACGAGACGGGGUUUGUUUAUUCUUGAUGCUUUGAAGCCGCUUUCGGACCAGGAUCUUGUUGCUGCGGCUGAUGAGCUUGCUGGGCUUUUGAGGGGUUUGGAUGAUCAGGUGCAGACUUCUUAUCGGAUUAUUUCUGGGGCUGAGAUUGUUUCUGAUGGUUCUUGA
Molecule: messenger RNA, 741 nt
Organism: Penicillium antarcticum
Lineage: Eukaryota; Fungi; Ascomycota; Eurotiomycetes; Eurotiales; Aspergillaceae
Product: B3/B4 domain-containing protein
Exons: 1
Coding region: 1-741 (246 amino acids)
Molecular function (GO): RNA binding; phenylalanine-tRNA ligase activity
Source: RefSeq, a predicted model, not a curated record